This is a messenger RNA of Meloidogyne enterolobii, 510 nucleotides long. The record is from the annotation of a GenBank genome assembly. Lineage: Eukaryota; Metazoa; Nematoda; Chromadorea; Rhabditida; Meloidogynidae.
AUGGUUGUUGAAGUUGAAAUCGUUAUGAACAUAAUCGACGGUCUUAAAGAAUUGGUCAAUUUGUUCUUUUAUGCUGGACGUCUUCUGUUUUUGUUUGUGAAUGAUUUCUUCAAUACUCCUUGGAAAUUCGACGAGCCAGGAAAGGAAAUAGUUCGAAAAAGGGGUUCAGAUGCACGAGGAGGUGGUGGAAGUAUUAUCGAAAAGAAAUCUAAUGAUAGUGGACCUGGGGGAUUUUCGGAAAUGCUUAAAUUGGAAGGAGAUGUUCCCCCUUCACUGCGCUUCUCUUCCCGCGCUCCACGGCCUGAUCAACCCGGAGAUAAUCUAAAAAGUACAGGCAAUGUUGCAGCUGAUGACCCAUUCUUCAACGUUACUUCUUUGCCUACAGCGCCAACUCCUGGAGUGCCCAGAGGGGAGCAUGCGCACAAAUAUUCGCAGGAAUAUGAGACGUUGGCCUCAUUGGAUACGAGCACGUUGUUCCCCGAGAAAACAGAGGAGAAGAAAGAUAAUUAG